AAUUCUGGUCAUGUUACUUGGCAAGACUUCACAUGCACAUUUAUUGGUAGGACUUGCAGUGAAAGUGCAAACGGAUGGUCUGCUUACUUUCACAACUUUUUCCAUGUGUUUGGUAGCGCAGAUAUUUUUCACAGCCAUACUUCUAAGAGGAUAAUGGACCUUAAGGAAUAUUUCAAAAGGAUUGGCUUCACUGGUCUGUACGACAAAGCUGACCUGCCCACUCUGUGCACCAUACACAAGCUGCAUGUCAUGACUGUUCCCUUCGAGAACCUCAGUAUCCACUGUGGAGAGAAGAUCACUAUGGACCUGAAGGUCAUCUAUAAGAAGAUUGUGCUCGACCAUCGUGGAGGUUGGUGCUGUGAGAACAACCUGCUGUUCUCCUGGGUGCUGAGAGAGAUGGGCUACAAAUUCACCACGCUGGGUGCCAGGGUCUUCAAUGUGCUCAAAAACGACUUCAAUCCUAUGAAUUCACAUCUCAUCAACCUGGUUGAGAUUGAUGGUAAGCCUUAUAUUGCUGAUGUGAGUUAUGGGGUGUCGUGCCAAAUCUGGCAGCCGUUAGAAAUGAUUGCAGGUAAAGACCAACCUCAGCCCCCAGGGGUGUUUCGUCUACUGAAUGACGGCGAUAGGUGGACCCUAGAGAAGAUAGGGAGGAAGCCGCUGAUCCACAACGAGGCCUUUGUCACCUGUAGCCUCAUUGACAAGCGCCUGACGAAGACCAUGUACAGCUUCUUGUUAAUACCACGUGGUGUUGACCAUUUUCUGAACACAGUCGAGUACCUCCAGACCAGUUGUGAGUCUUUGUUCACCCAGAAAUCCAUCUGUUCCCUUCAGACAGCCACUGGUUUCAGAGCUCUAGUUGGUUGGACCUACAGUGAGGUCACAUUUAAACCUCAAGAAGACACAGACAUCAUGGACAUGAGGGACAUACCAGACAGUGAGAUAGAGACUGUACUGAAGGAAAAGUUUAAAAUAACUUUACAUAAUAAACUGACACCUAUAAACAACAAAGCUAGCUAUAAAAUAUAGGGAAUAUGCUGUUACAUAUAUAUUGAGCUUUACUCACAUUUAUCAUAUAUACCUAAUAAACUAGACAUUCCACAUUUCAUGAAUGAAUGUACAUUGUUUCAUAGGUCAGUUGUCAUAGCCUUUUCCUUUCUGCCUCUGUAAAAUCUUAUAUGAUAUAUGAUAUAAUCAUGUCUCUUGCGACCAUUGAAAAGUUCGAUAUGAUGACUGCUGAUCUGUUUAAUAUGUCGUUCUGAGUUGUAAUCUAAUCAAAAAAACAAACAAAAAUCACAAAAAUAAAGCUUAAAAAUAGUGUUGAAAAGA
Colossoma macropomum (tambaqui) is the source of this 1326-nucleotide messenger RNA. RefSeq names its product arylamine N-acetyltransferase, pineal gland isozyme NAT-10-like. Gene Ontology annotation, molecular function: acetyltransferase activity. Lineage: Eukaryota; Metazoa; Chordata; Actinopteri; Characiformes; Serrasalmidae. The record is from RefSeq and is a predicted model, not a curated record. The coding region runs from base 154 to 1026 and encodes 290 amino acids. The transcript is spliced from 2 exons.